Sphaerodactylus townsendi is the source of this 2588-nucleotide messenger RNA. It is a transcript of the gene FAM227A, whose product is annotated as family with sequence similarity 227 member A. The record is from RefSeq and is a predicted model, not a curated record. The coding region runs from base 464 to 2149 and encodes 561 amino acids. The transcript is spliced from 17 exons. Lineage: Eukaryota; Metazoa; Chordata; Lepidosauria; Squamata; Sphaerodactylidae.
GCAGUGCGGUUGCCAUGGUUAUAGCGGGACGCUUGUUUCCAAGCAAGAAUUUGGCUGGCGAGCCGGCCGGUUCCGGGCGAGGGUAUCAGGCAGACAGGUAUCCUGCGCCAGGCGCUGGAGGACCAAACGAGCACUUGGCUGACUUACGGGCGGGGGCUUGAGGCCGCGCUAACUAUCCACACGGAAGAUCCACCUACCCACCUCCCUUCAUCUAGGCUGGGAAGGAAGUAUUCCCUUUCUCCUUGCCGCUGAUACGGUCUCUGUCCGUUCCUCUUCAGGGUUGCAUUCCAAACACGUGCUUCCUUAUGAUUUGAUUGAAACAUUUAAAGCAAAGCAACGGAUUCAAGAGCAUGUAAACAAUGCUUCAAAACUAAGGACAACUGUCUGAAGGAAAGUUUGCUCUUCAAAUUCUGUGUCAUACCAUAGGGCAUCAUAGAAGUUUAAAGGUAACAUAUAAAGAAAAAUGGAACUUAUACCCACUAAUUGUUUUGUGAGCCCUUUAAAGGGAUUCUUGAUAUUGUCACCGGCGACUGAAGAAAAGAAAGGUGGCAUUGUGCACUCUAAAUUAGAUGAUGGACCACGAAAAUAUGCCAUUGGAACCAUGCAGGAAGUCAACCAGAAGAUUGUGGAUUUCAAAGUGGGAUUAUACAAAUUUGACAUUAGUGACCUGGUGAUUGAGGAUGCAAGUUCAAAAAAACCUUCAGGACUAAAGAAAUCCAGGCAAAUAUGUCCAAGCAGGGGGAAAGAGAAAGAAUGGAAGGUAAUACAGAGCGGACAUGUUUCUGCUACUGCUGAUGUACGCCAGAGCAAAGUACCCCAGAAGAAGGUAGUAUCGGAAAAAGAUAAACUUGUAGAGCUGUAUCAAUAUCCAGGGUACAAUAAGGAGGAACUGACACCUCUGCCAAAUGGAGUGGAGCUAGCGGAAAUUGUGGAGAAAGUAAUUCAUGCCCAAGGAAAAACACCCAUUGGGAAGACAACCUGGUGUCAGAAGAUGCUGCACAAGUUUCUCAACGCUCCCUGCACCCAAGCUGUUUUACUGGAUAGUUUCUGGUGGCUUUUUCUACAGCUCUAUCAUCCAAAUCAGGAGAUUCAGGGAUAUUUGUUUGACCGCAUUGCAGAAAAUUAUUCCCGGAUCCUACUGGGCUGUCACAAGGUUUCCAACCAGGAAAACAUUCUUAAAGUUUUCCCAUCAUUGCUGAGUCAAACAGUGUAUACUUGCUUUUGCUCCUGUUUCACGAGGUCAUGGUUCAACACGCAUGAAUUCAAGGCCCAGCUCUGUGAUGUCUUCUGUGAGUGGCUGGGAGGUACACUUCAUGCUCCUGGGCAUUACAAUAAAUGGGAUUAUUCCCAACUGGAACCAGAGCGAUCCAGGAGAGAAGAGAUGUUGUCAGGAAAGAGCAAAUUAGGAGCUGAUGAUGAGGAUCCCUUUGGUGCCUCCAAGACUUCUGGCAGUAAAAAAAAGUCACCUUCCUAUGUCAGAAAGAGACCUCAAUCUUCAAGGCAAAAUGUUGGCAAGUCUACUCACAGCCUCCAGAAGUUUUCCUCCAGGAGUAUAAAUCAGCUGCCUUCUUCAAGAGAAAAUACAUAUUUUCAUUUCCACUCAGUGUUGCAUGAUGACCUGGUCAGGCAGACGGAUUCAUUGAACAAACAACGAAGCACCUCAAAAAAGAGGCUGAAGAUUGCUUACCUUCCCAGAGAGUCACACCCAGCCUGUCGUGGUCCUGAGUUCACCUGGCAUCUCUUGAAUAUCAGCGGCCACAGCCCAUUAAUUCAGCACUUCCUCCAGAGUCGGAAUAGCGAACCAAAGACAGGCUGUGACAUCUUUCUGUCUAGGAGGGAGAUCAGCAAGCCUUUGCCUGCUUCUGCUGAGACCUAUGCAGAUCUGAUUAAACAAAGUUUCAGCAGCCUCCGCCAGAGUCACAGAGCUUAUAGAAAGGCAUUUUUGAGACACCAGAGAGAAAUGAAGAAUUUUGACCAGCAGUGCAAGGAGAACCUAGAGCUUUUCAGACAAGAGGAACAAGAAGAGAUUAAGAAACAAAAGGCAGAAAAAAAGAAAGAGUUGCUUUCUCUUCGCCCAGAUGGACUAGACACUAAACCCAGGGUUUCAAACUUACCAAAAAUAUACAUCCAGGAACCUGAUUCAACAUGAGUUCUUUGUAAUAGAGAUUGCUCUACUUAUAGCUGAACAGGGAUAAAAAUAUCCUUUUCUGAUUAAGUGCAAAUAUUUGAUGUCAACAGUAAUAAUAAACAUUCUUCUCUCUGCUUUAUAGAAGAUAUUCUGAAAGAAAAAAUAGAUUUUGUACAAAGAGAUGUAAAUACAUUACUAAUUACAAACACUUUCAUUAAAUAUCGAGGAGUCAAAUGUUAAAGAUUAUCUUGACCCUGAAUUGGAGCUUUAAUGAAAAUUGGAGCUAUAAAUGACAGAAAAAAAUCUGCCUUCAGAAAUUUUGAUUUUGCUAUUAUUGUAUACACAGAUUACAUAACAGUGUGCCUUAAAGGUGACAUUUCAGUGUUCAUCUUUUUUCCCUCUCGUUUCCACUUUUUUCUUGUAAGAAAAAUGCAGAUAAUAAAAUUUACCACAUUCCAAA